AUGAAUGGUAAUGCUGCAGUCAACGGUAAUGCUGCAUUCAACAGUAACGCUGCGGUCAACAGUAAUGCUGGGGUCAAUGGCAAUGCUGCGGUCAAUGGCAAUGCUGCUGCGGUCAAUGGCAAUGCUGCUGCGGUCAACGGUCAUCAUAGCAUGGAAGACAGCAACCAAGGCUUUUUGCCUGAGCAGCUCGAGGAAAAUGCUUACCUCCAUUCACAGGGCUUCCCAAAGAUGACUCGACCCUGA
Molecule: messenger RNA, 243 nt
Organism: Ceraceosorus bombacis
Lineage: Eukaryota; Fungi; Basidiomycota; Exobasidiomycetes; Ceraceosorales; Ceraceosoraceae
Source: the annotation of a GenBank genome assembly